This is a messenger RNA of Candida dubliniensis CD36, 1176 nucleotides long. RefSeq names its product ubiquitin-conjugating protein. Gene Ontology annotation, molecular function: protein binding; ubiquitin protein ligase activity. Gene Ontology annotation, cellular component: ubiquitin ligase complex; mitotic spindle pole body; cytosol. The transcript has a single exon. The coding region runs from base 1 to 1176 and encodes 391 amino acids. The record is from RefSeq and is a predicted model, not a curated record. Lineage: Eukaryota; Fungi; Ascomycota; Pichiomycetes; Serinales; Debaryomycetaceae. Gene Ontology annotation, biological process: protein ubiquitination; ubiquitin-dependent protein catabolic process; mitotic spindle assembly checkpoint signaling.
AUGCCAGAAAGCUCAUCCAACAUGAUAGGCAGGGAAGCUGCACCGUCCAAUCGAAGAACAUUGUCGUCCAAGUCCAAUAACUCAACACCACCUAUAAACUCGUCAGGGUCGAGUCGUCCAUCAUCGCCAUUAGAGCCACCCUCACAACAACAACAACAACAACAACAACAACAACAACAAUCACAACAAACAUCUAGAAGACCAUCUUUUGGUUUGAAUUUUUUAAAUAAUUUUACCAUGCGCUCGCAUUCAUCUGAAACAGCAUCACAGCCAUUAAUGUCAAAUAGUCCUACUUUGGGGAACGUGCAUUCGCACACGCAAGACGAGGUCUCGGGCAAUAGUCAAUCAUUCCAUGAAGUUGCUGAAGAGUCUCCAUUAGAGGAGGAGGAAGAAGCAUCUCAAGAAAAUGGACAGCCCCAAAACCCUGCAUCAGAAGGAUUACCACCAGCACAGGAUGCUACAUACAUUGACGAAGAGGCAAAGGGCGGGUUAGAUAAAGACGGGUUCUUUUCAGUGAGAUUAACGCCAUUAAUCGAUCAUUCGUCAACAUCGUCAGGACUAUAUUUUUCACCAAUAAUUCGUCGGCUACCACCAAAGACAUCAAUCAACAUAGGGAGAUACACUGAAAAAAACAAGGCUGCAGCACAUGCACCUCAGGGCUCUUCAGCACCGAUUGUUUUUAAAAGCAAGGUUGUUUCACGUACACAUGCAUUGUUCUUUUGUAAUGAAGAUGGCCAAUGGUUUCUAAAAGAUACGAAAAGCUCGUCGGGUACAUUCCUCAAUCAUAUUAGACUUUCGCCGGCAUCACAAGAGAGUUCGUUGAUGCCUAUCAUAGAUGGUGAUAUAAUUCAAUUAGGAAUGGACUAUAGAGGGGGCACUGAAGAAGUGUACCGACUGGUCAAAAUGAGAUGCCACUUUAAUAACAGCUGGCAGCGGAAAAUGAACCCUUAUAAUAUUGAAAUGUUUAAAAAAUUGCAAAUAGGGGACAAACAAGCCACCGAAUGUUCAAUUUGUUUGAACGCCAUACAACCUGGCCAUCCACUAUUUAUAAGUACGUGUGGCCAUUGGUGGCAUUAUAGAUGCAUACACCCAUUACUACAGAAAAGCUAUCCCCUGUUUUCAUGCCCCAAUUGUCGAUAUGUUUGUGAUUUGGAGUAUUUUUCAGAGUCAGAAUAG